AUGUCCAAAACUCUGGAGCACCCAACGAGUGAAGGGUUGAUCACAAUCUCAUUUUCUAUUAAUUACGUCACGACGUAUGGAGAAGAAGUUUAUGUCAGUUUGGACGACUACACUUGCAAGAAACUCACGUGGACACCAAAUCACAUUUGGAAGGGGGCAGUCACUUUACUUCGACCACGAACACUUCGUUGGUCAUAUUCUGUUGUCGAAGGAAGUUCGAUCAUUCGAACGGAACACUUGACAACUCCAAGAUCGUACUCAUUAGAUACAAGUCAUAGAUACUAUCAUGUCUUCGACAAGUGGGACGUGUCUAACACUAACGUGUCCCCACUCACAUUCUCUUCUAUAACAUCUCCUUUCUUGCUCUCACUUAACCUCAACUCAUCCAUUGACAACAACAGAUCACCAAUCCAGUUCAUGCCUGUAUUCAUACCAAAGAAGGUAGUCAAAGACAUAGGAAUGGAUGAUACAAACACUUUGUGA
Entamoeba invadens IP1 is the source of this 483-nucleotide messenger RNA. RefSeq lists its product as hypothetical. The transcript has a single exon. Bases 1 to 483 code for a protein of 160 amino acids. The record is from RefSeq and is a predicted model, not a curated record. NCBI's taxonomy places the organism in Eukaryota, Evosea, Mastigamoebida, Endamoebidae. Gene Ontology annotation, molecular function: carbohydrate binding.